AGCAUUUAUAAAUUUCAGGUAAAUUUCGGAGGGACUGUGAGGAGAUUAGGGUUUUUCUUCUCUCUCUGCAGAGCAAAACAAGAAGAAGAAGAAAGAAGCAGAAGCAACAAUGGAUGGUGUCACAGAGGGAGUGAACAACUUGCAGAUCACGGACUCAUCAUACAACAACAAGAAGAAUCGCAUCCAAGUCUCAAAUACCAAAAAGCCCCUCUUCUUCUAUGUCAAUCUUGCCAAGAGGUACAUGGAGCAGAACAAUGAGGUGGAGCUCUCUGCCCUUGGAAUGGCUAUUGCUACUGUUGUUACCAUUGCUGAGAUUCUGAAGAACAAUGGAUUGGCUUUCGAGAAAAAGAUCACGACUUCUACAAUUGACAUGAGGGAGGAUGCAGGGGGGCGGCCAAUUCAAAAGGCAAAGAUUGAAAUACUGCUAGGAAAGUCUGAGAAGUUUGACGAGAUAAUGGCCGCUGAUGCUGCUGCUGCUGCUGUUGCUGCAGAGGAAGCCCUUGAGUAUGAGCAGAGUUGAAGUUUGUUGUUUCUGAUAUCUAGCUUGGUGCACGCACUGUUAGGUCUUCAAAAACUGGCGGAUGUCUUACUUUUGUUCUUAGGUUUGCCUCUCUAGUGGUGUUUGUUUAGCUGUGAUAAAAUUUCUUUUUAGGAUUUGUUGUAAAAUACAGUCAUCUCUGCUAUCAAAAUAUUCAAAUUUGUUCCCAGGUUCAUUAUUUUAGCUUACAUGUGUAACAUUGUUAAGUUGCUGCAAGAUUUUGAGAUGCUCUACCCA
This is a messenger RNA of Prunus persica (peach), 775 nucleotides long. RefSeq lists its product as uncharacterized. The record is from RefSeq and is a predicted model, not a curated record. Bases 110 to 520 code for a protein of 136 amino acids. Gene Ontology annotation, molecular function: RNA binding. Gene Ontology annotation, cellular component: nucleus. The transcript has 5 exons. NCBI's taxonomy places the organism in Eukaryota, Viridiplantae, Streptophyta, Magnoliopsida, Rosales, Rosaceae.